AGUAGUGACGGGGAGAAGGACUCUGGGAAGGCAGGGGCAUCUGGGAAAGGAAGAGAGAGAGAGGCUGUAGACGUAGAAGGCAGAAUAAGAAGGUAGAGGGAGAAGGCAGGAGGGCCCACAGAUCAGAGGGAGAGAAAAGGUCACAAGAAGCAGACUGAAGCGAGAAGAGGACUGCGGAGAGAGGGAGCUAGGCAGACAUGAAGCUGCGGGUAUCUUUGGCCAGCCUCCUGCUGGCCCUGUGCCUGGGCAGUGGGGCAGCUGGUCCACUGCAGGGCUCUGGGACAGGAGCUGGACAAGAGAUGGGUGGUACCAUUGGGAAUGCCGUUGGUGAAGGAGCUAAAGAGGCAGUCAGCUCUGGAAUCAAGGAUGCUAUUGACCAAGGGGACAAAGGAGAAGGCAGCUCUUCAUCCAGAGAGGCCAGAGGAGAUACACUCGGCAAUAGGCUUGGGGAAGCAGCCCAUGGUCUUGAAAACACAGGGAAUGAGGCUGGCAGACAGGCGGAGGACAACAUUCGACAUGGAGUGAAUGCUGCCCACAACCCCUCUUCUUGGGGAACAUCUGGAGGACACGGCAUGUUUGACUCUUAUGGUAGCUAUGGAGGCCAGGGCCAGGGAAAUUUUGGAGGUCCAGGGUCUCCCUCAGGCUAUGGAAACCUUGGAGGCUCAGGAGGCAGCUUUGGAACCAACUCCUUGGGAGGCUCCUUGGGGCAGGGAGGCCAUGGAGGGUACCCCAACUUUGAGACCACUGCUCAGGGGUUUGUGGCCCAGCCUGGCUAUGGUUCAGUGAGAGGUGGCAGCCAGAAUUCAGGGUGCACCAACGCCCCACCUACCAGCUCUGAUGGAAGCUCCGGAGGCUCCAGGGAAAGCAGCAGCCACAGCAGUAGCAGUGGUAGCAGCAGUGGCCAUGGUGGCAGCAGCAGUGGCCAUGGUGGCAGCAGCGGUGGCCACAGUGGCAGCAGCAGUGGCCACAGUGGCAGCAGUGGCCACAGUGGCAGCAGUGGUGGCCAGGGUGGCAGCAGUGGUGGCCAGGGUGGCAGCAGUUCCGGGUCCAGCCAUGGCAUAGAAACUUCUAGGGAUUUUGAUCAAAGCUUUUCAGUCUCCAAGGGAACUGGGUCUGAUACAGGCAGCCGAGAUACAAGUGGUGGUGGAAACAGACCUGAGUGUGACAACCCAGGAAAUGAAGCCCGCAUAGCUGGAGGAUCUAGGGGUGAGGAAAGCAGAGAGAGCAGUAGACUUGGGAGCUCCCAGGGCAACUCUCAGAGACAAGGAUCCAGUGACAACAGUGGCAGUGAAGAAAGUGAGGUAGUCAGUGAGCUCAAUUCUGUGGACACUGAGACAUCUCCUGGAGUCUUCAACUUUGACAAUUUCUGGAAGAAUUUUAAAUCCAAGCUGGGUUUCAUUAACUGGGAUGCCUUAAACAAGGGCCAUGUCCUGUCCCCUAACACCCGGGCCCUCCUCUACUUCCGAAGACUCUGGGAGGAUUUCAAACGAAAAACUCCUUUCUUUAACUGGAAAGAAAUUACUGAGGGUGUAGACAUGCCAUCGAUGCAGAAGAGGGCGGACGUCGCUACUCAGAACUACUAUAACAACCAGCAGGCGUAUCCCACUGUGCCCAGCGGGCAGCACUCAGUGAGGAACACCCCCAAGCAGGGAGUAGCCACUGCUUCAUCCUCGGCUUCCCGGGCACAACCUGGUCUGCUGCACUGGCUGAAGUUUUGGUAGAAAAUUAUUUUUGGCCGAUACUGAGACCUCCCGAACACCAGCCAGUCUUCAAACGGCCCAGCCUCACUUCCCCCAGCCUUCCCAGCCAUGCCACCCUCCCGGGUGCUGACAGCCACGUGUGCUGGGGUGGGGACCCGGUUCAUCUGCUCCUUGCUUCUUCCCACUCUGCUGUGGUGUCUUGGUGAUGACCAGCUUCACCGGAAUAAGCAGCCAUUUUCCUCACCUACUCUAUUUUGUGACCUGACAUUUUUCCAGAAGGAAAAAAAAAAAAAAAUACAGCUUAUUUUUGAGUUUCUCUGUGGAAAUAAAACAUGAAUCCUGGUUCCCAAA
Molecule: messenger RNA, 2051 nt
Organism: Chinchilla lanigera (long-tailed chinchilla)
Lineage: Eukaryota; Metazoa; Chordata; Mammalia; Rodentia; Chinchillidae
Gene: Dmkn
Product: dermokine
Exons: 19
Coding region: 198-1721 (507 amino acids)
Biological process (GO): cornified envelope assembly
Source: RefSeq, a predicted model, not a curated record